This is a messenger RNA of Cavia porcellus (domestic guinea pig), 1440 nucleotides long. It is a transcript of the gene Bbs5, whose product is annotated as Bardet-Biedl syndrome 5. Gene Ontology annotation, biological process: intracellular transport; cilium assembly. Gene Ontology annotation, molecular function: phosphatidylinositol-3-phosphate binding. The transcript is spliced from 12 exons. The record is from RefSeq and is a predicted model, not a curated record. Gene Ontology annotation, cellular component: ciliary basal body; BBSome. Bases 100 to 1125 code for a protein of 341 amino acids. NCBI's taxonomy places the organism in Eukaryota, Metazoa, Chordata, Mammalia, Rodentia, Caviidae.
GUAGAUGUCGUGAGCGGAGCCGCCCGUUGCCUUGGAGCUGGCAAGACGCCGCUGGGCCUCCACUGCAGGGAAAAGACCCGGCGGCGGGCUUUGGUCACCAUGUCGGUAUUGGACGUUCUUUGGGAGGACCGGGAUGUCCGUUUCGACGUCUCCUCGCAACAAAUGAAAACAAGACCUGGUGAAGUCCUUAUUGAUUGUUUAGAUUCAAUUGAAGACACUAAAGGAAAUAAUGGGGAUAGGGGUAGAUUUUUAGUAACUAAUUUAAGAAUUAUCUGGCAUUCGUUGGCAUUACCCAGAGUCAAUCUUUCUAUUGGUUACAACUGCAUAUUGAAUAUUACAACAAGGACUGCUAACUCUAAAUUACAAGGCCAAACUGAAGCUCUUUAUAUACUUACAAAAUCUAACAGUGUUCGCUUUGAAUUUAUAUUUACCAAUUUGGUUCCUGGAAGUCCUAGGCUUUUUACUUCUGUGAUCGCAGUACACAGAGCAUAUGAAACUUCUAAGAUGUACCGUGAUUUUAAAUUGAGAAGUGCACUGAUUCGAAACAAGCAACUAAGAUUAUUACCACAAGAACACGUGUAUGAUAAAAUCAGUGGAGUGUGGAAUCUGUCCAGUGAUCAGGGAAACCUAGGAACUUUUUUUAUUACCAAUGUGAGAAUUGUAUGGCAUGCAAAUAUGAAUGACAGUUUCAAUGUCAGUAUACCGUACCUGCAGAUUCGUUCAAUAAAGAUUCGAGAUUCAAAAUUUGGUUUAGCUCUUGUCAUAGAAAGCUCUCAGCAGAGUGGAGGAUAUGUUCUUGGCUUUAAAAUAGAUCCUGUGGAAAAACUGCAGGAGUCAGUUAAGGAGAUCAAUUCACUUCACAAGGUCUACUCUGCCAACCCUAUAUUUGGAGUGGAUUAUGAAAUGGAAGAAAAGCCACAGCCCCUUGAAGCUCUGACAGUUGAACAAAUCCAAGAUGAUGUAGAAAUAGAGUCUGAUGAUCACACAGAUGCUUUUGUGGCUUAUUUUGCUGAUGGCAAUAAGCAACAAGAUCGGGAACCUGUGUUUUCAGAAGAACUGGGGCUUGCAAUAGAGAAACUGAAGGAUGGAUUCACACUCCAGGGACUUUGGGAAGUGACGAGUUGAUCUUGAAUUGAACUGGAUUUCUAUUUAGAGCUGUCUGGAGAUUAAAGAUACUAGUCACCUGCCGUAAGGCAUGGAGUAGUUUUUAUACUUACGGUUUUAUAGUUAAAGCUUUUACCAAAGAAAUUUUUAACAAUUGUCGAAAAAUUCAUUUUAAAAACUGCCUAUUUUCUAAAACUGAUACUUAAAAUUGUAAUUAAAAUGUAUAUAGUUUGUAAAUGUUUAUUCUUUAUCUAAAAGUUAUAAAGUAUUAGUUUUCAGAUAUCAAAUGACUGUAUCAUGUUGGGUUUAAUAAAGAAUUUAUGCAGCACCAUUUAA